This is a messenger RNA of Rhinichthys klamathensis goyatoka, 1451 nucleotides long. RefSeq names its product tumor susceptibility 101b (gene tsg101b). The coding region runs from base 135 to 1301 and encodes 388 amino acids. The transcript has 10 exons. Gene Ontology annotation, biological process: protein transport; endosome to lysosome transport; protein modification process. Gene Ontology annotation, molecular function: ubiquitin binding. Gene Ontology annotation, cellular component: ESCRT I complex. The record is from RefSeq and is a predicted model, not a curated record. NCBI's taxonomy places the organism in Eukaryota, Metazoa, Chordata, Actinopteri, Cypriniformes, Leuciscidae.
UUCAGCCGAGAUUUCCUUGUUUGUUAUGGAUGCGAUGAUUUGGUCUUUAUGAGUUUACGUCCAUAACAAAACUAUAUGAUUUAACUGGUACAAUCUUUUUUUAAGUAAUAUAUUACUUCAUAAUCACUGUAAACAUGACGACAAUGAACGAAAAUUCUCUACGGAAAGUCCUGGCGAAGAUUUAUAAAUACAGGGAUCUGACCGCACGCGACUUAAACGUGACGUCUCACUAUAAAGAUCUUAAACCUGUGUUGGACCACUACGUGUUCAAUGAUGGCUCUACCAAAGAGCUGCUGAGUCUCACAGGAACGGUGCCAGUAAACUACCGAGGAAAUGUGUACAACAUUCCCAUCUGCCUGUGGCUUCUUGACUCGUAUCCCUACAACCCUCCCAUCUGUUUUGUCAAACCCACAAGUGCCAUGAUGAUAAAACCCGGGAAACACGUUGAUGCCAAUGGAAAGAUUUACCUCCCAUACCUGCAUGAAUGGAAACCUCCCCAGUCUAAUUUGUUGGGACUGAUCCAGGUGAUGAUUGUAGUGUUUGGAGAGGAACCACCAGUCUUCUCACGGCCCAGCACUCAGGCAACUUUCCCGGCAGCAGGCCCACCUAAUACUUCCUACAUGCCAAGCACACCAGGCUUGCCUUAUAGUCAAGGACACUCUGCUAAUCCAGGGGGAUUUCAGGGCUACCCUUAUCCUGCAGCAGCUUCUGGAUACCCCUCUUCCGGGUCCUCUCUCUAUACCCAGGUGUCGCCUAUUACUACAGUGGGGCCCACUCGUGAUGGUACCAUCGGAGAGGACACAAUCCGUGCAUCUUUGGUGUCUGCGGUCAGUGACAAAUUGCGCUGGCGGAUGAAAGAAGAGAUGGAUCGAGCACAGGCAGAGCUGGAUGCCCUGAAAAGGACAGAGGAGGACCUGAAGAGAGGCCACCAGAAGCUGGAGGAGAUGGUGACCAAACUAGACCUGGAGAUGGCUGAUGUGGACAAAAACAUUGAUAGCCUCAAGCAGAAAGAUGAGGAGCUGACUGUUGCCCUGGAGAGAAUGCAGAACCAAUCUGAGGACAAUGACCUCGAUGAUGUGAUUGUGCCGACCGCUCCUCUUUAUAAGCAGAUUCUGAACCUCUACGCUGAAGAAAACGCCAUAGAAGACACUAUCUUCUACUUGGGUGAAGCGUUACGCAGAGAUGUCAUUGACUUGGAUGUCUUCCUCAAGCAUGUGCGCCUUCUCUCCAGAAAACAGUUCCAGUUGCGGGCCUUGAUGCAGAAGGCCCGGAAAGUAGCAGGCCUCAGUGACCUGUACUGACCUGCCCAAAUAAAUCAUUCUCCCUCUCAGUUAUACCACGUGGUGAACUAAAUCACAGGCUUUGUGAUGUGAAAGGUGAUUGUAAUUUACCCAGGACCUAAAGCCCAAAUCUCUGUGAAACCGAGAGAUUGAAGUUUACAUUCAUAGCAU